AUGCUCGACAUCAUCUCGAACCCUCUAUUGAGUCUCCCGUUAUUAGGUGUUGCGGCCAUUGGAGGGGUUUGGGCACUGAAGCCGUCUGCACCUCGCCACGCCCUGCCUCCUGGUCCCAGAGCACUUCCACUGAUCGGCAACCUUCAUCAAUGGCCUACCGCAAAGCCAUGGCUGACCUUCAACUCUUGGUUUAAGGAGUACAACUCUGAUAUCCUUUACAUGAAUGUCGCCGGGCAACACGUUGUCAUCUUGGGAUCAAGGAAGAAGUGCAUGGACCUGCUAGAUAAGCGUUCGGCCACAUACUCGGAUAGAGCCCGCCUGCCUCUAUGGAUUGACCUGAUGAAAUGGGAUUUCAACUUCGUUUUCUUGCCCUAUGGGACGAAAUGGAGAGAACACAGAAAAUCAUUCAAUGACUAUUUCCACCCGAGUGUCGUUUAUAAGUAUAAUGCCAAACAAACUCGAGGCGCUCGAAUGAUGGCUCGUCAGAUCCUGGAGUCGCCCGAGAAUGCUGUGGAUCACAUCCGUUUCGCCGUUACAUCCGUUAUCAUGGAUGUAGCCUACGGAAUACAUAUCGCCGAAAAUAACGACCCGUACAUCGAGAUCGCCGAGUCCGCCAUUUCCAGUUUAGGUCUCGCCACGAUUCCGGGGACAUUACCUGCCGACCUUUUCCCGAUCCUCAAGUAUAUUCCGUCGUGGCUUCCUGGCGCUGGCUACAAACGAUACGCUCAGUCAGUUGCGCAUAUCAACCACGUCUUUGCUACCAAACCCUGGAAUGCUACCAAAGACAAAUUGGCGAAGGGCGAAGCCAUUGAAUCAAUCGCCGAGAGCCUGAUAGAAAGUUUAAGCGAAGGGGACGACGAAGAGGUGGCUAGAAAUACUGCUGCUGCUUGCUACGUUGGUGGAACCGACACAGCCAUAUGUACUCUCCGAAUCUUUUUACUGGCUAUGGUUCUCCACCCUGAGGCACAAAGGAAGGCCCAGGAUGAACUUGACGCCGUGGUUGGCGACCGUCUGCCUACUUUUGAAGAUCGAGAACAGCUCCCUUACAUCCGUGCUCUCUUGAAGGAGGUUACCAGGUGGCAACCAGUGACACCCAUGGGUCACGCUCACCGUGUCACUGAGGACGACGUAUACGACGGCUACUUCAUUCCCAAAGGAACGCUGGUUGCGACCAACGUGUGGUCUAUGCUAAACGAUCCAGAGGCCUAUCCCGAACCCUCCAAAUUCAACCCCGAUAGAUUCCUGAAAGACGGAGAAAUCGACCCAGACGUCUUGGAUCCGGCCCAGGUCGCCUUUGGGUUCGGUCGCAGAAUAUGUCCAGGGCGGUUCUUCAGCGCCGAUAACACCUUCAUCAUCGUAUCCACCCUGCUUUCCGCCUUUAAUUUCCGCCCACCACUUGACGCUCAAGGCAAACCUAUCCUGCCUGAAAUUGACAUGUCCCCUGGUCUGGUGUCAUACUGCAAGCCGUUCAAAAUGGUGAUAACUCCUCGCUCAGGUCAAGUAGGAAAGCUUCUCUCAGAGGUUGAGGUCUAA
This is a messenger RNA of Pleurotus ostreatus (oyster mushroom), 1533 nucleotides long. RefSeq lists its product as uncharacterized. The coding region runs from base 1 to 1533 and encodes 510 amino acids. NCBI's taxonomy places the organism in Eukaryota, Fungi, Basidiomycota, Agaricomycetes, Agaricales, Pleurotaceae. The record is from RefSeq and is a predicted model, not a curated record. Gene Ontology annotation, molecular function: oxidoreductase activity, acting on paired donors, with incorporation or reduction of molecular oxygen; monooxygenase activity; iron ion binding. The transcript has 12 exons.